GUUUUUUAAAAAAACCAAAAAAAUCUAAAUCAUGUCAUCUCAAGAUGAUAUUAUGUGUGAAAGCUGUGAUAAAAUGUAUGCAAAUAUUGAUUAUAAAUGGUGUAAACAAUGUAGAAUAAGUAACUUAAAAGAAAAUUUCGUGAACUGGACUAGUGGGAAUGAAGAGAUUGAUAAUUUUAUCCAAAAAAUGCAAUUAGAAAUUGAAAGACAUGAUAAUAUAAUUGUUGAAUGGAUACCUUACAACCAAUUCAAUAAUGUUAAAAAAACAAACAAAGAUGGUUUUGCUACAGCAAUAUGGAAGGAUGGUUUAUUAGAAUAUAAUGAAGAAGAAAGGAAACAUAAAAGAAUAUCUAAUAUAGAAGUUGCUUUAAAAUGCUUGAGCAGUUUACAAAAUGUUAUUAAUGAAUUUUCAAAUGAGAAUGAAACAUAUUCCACUAAAGUAGAUAAAUAUGAUCGAUAUAUAAAUCCUAAAAUAUAUGGAAUAUCCCAAAAUCCAGAUACAAGUGAUUAUAUUAUAGUACUUAAUAAUAGUUAUUGCAAAGAAUGUGGUGAAAUAUAUACAGAAAAAAUGUGGGCUAAAUGGUGUAAACCAUGUCAAAUAAAUAAUUUAAAACAAAAUUUUACAAACUGGACAAGUGGAAAUAAAAUAAUUGAUAAAUUCAUUCAAGAAAUGCAAUUGAAAAUUGAAGGAUAUGAUGAUAUAAUUGUUGAAUGGAUACCUUAUAACCAAUUCAAUAAUAUUAAAAAAAUAGGAAAAGAUGGCUUUGCUACAGCAAUAUGGAAGAAUGGUUCAUUAAAGUAUAAUAAUAAAGAAAUAAGAUAUAAAAGAAAACCUAAUAAAAAAGUCACUUUAAAAUGCUUGAAUAAUUCUCAAAAUGUUAUUAGUGACUUGCUAAAUGAGGUACAAAACUUCCAAUUUUUGUAAUUUAAUCCUUAAAAGUACUUUAUUAUAACAACUUUUAUAUUUAACAGGCUAAAACAUAUUCCAUUAAUGAUGAAUAUGAUGUUAUUAAAAUAUAUGGAAUAUCCCAAAAUCCAAAUGCAAAAGAAUAUUUUAUAGUAUUUCAAAAUGAUUGUAAUUGCAAAGAAUGUGGUGAAAUAUAUACAGUAAAAUGGGAAAAAUGGUGUAAACCAUGUCAAAUAAAUGGUUUAAAACAAAAUUUUGUAAAUUGGACUAGUGGAAAUGAAAAAAUUGACAGUUUUAUUCAAAAAACGCAAUUAAAAAUUAACUAUUAUUAUGAUAUAAUUGUUGAAUGGAUACCAUAUGAUCAGUUUGAUAAUAUUAAAGAAAUAGGUAAAGGUGGUUUUGCUACAGUCUAUUCAGCAAUAUGGAAAGAUGGUCCAUUAAAAUA
Messenger RNA from Rhizophagus irregularis DAOM 181602=DAOM 197198, 1352 nucleotides. Lineage: Eukaryota; Fungi; Glomeromycota; Glomeromycetes; Glomerales; Glomeraceae. The record is from RefSeq and is a predicted model, not a curated record.